AUGACUUCGCUUGGUGAUUUCAACGUAUUGACUGCCCUUGCCUUCUUGCUCGCAUUUGCAUUCCUUCGGUUGCAGCCCAUCAACGACAGGAAGUUUGUCAACUUAGACGGGAGAUCCUACUUGAAGUUUUUAAACUGGAUGCCGGCUGCUCUCAAGAUGCCCCAGGAUGAGCUCAUUAACCAUGCAGGCCUUGAUUCUGUGGUCUAUCUACGGAUAUACAUAACCGGGCUCAAGAUAUUUGUUCCAAUUACAGUUCUGGCUUUUCUUGUUCUGGUCCCAGUCAAUUGGACCAAUGAUACCCUAGGACACAACAAUGUAGUCUACAGUCCUAUCGACAAACUUUCAAUAUCCAAUGUACCUAAUGGGUCUAAGAGGUUUAUAGCUCACUUGGGCAUGGCUUAUGCCAUCACAUUUUGGACCUGCUAUGUACUGUUUAAGGAGUAUGAAAUUAUUUCGAAAAUGAGGUUGCGCUUUCUAGCUUCAGAGAAACGCCGACCAGACCAGUUCACCGUCCUUGUGCGGAAUAUACCACCAGAUCCUGAUGAAUCAAUCAGUGAGCUUGUGGAACAUUUCUUCCUUGUCAAUCAUCCCGAUCAUUAUCUAAGACACCAGGUGGUUUACAACGCAAAUAAACUUGCUGAUCUGGUUGAAAAGAAGAAGAUGCAAAACUGGCUUGAUUAUUACCGACUAAAGUAUGAGCGGAAUCCAUCAGAGAGGCCCACCACAAAGACUGGCUUUCUUGGAUGUUUUGGUUCCAAGGUGGAUGCUAUUGACUAUUACAAAUCAGAGAUCGAGAAAAUUGGGAAAGAAGAAGCUGAAGAGCGUAAAAAGGUCAUGAAGGAUCCAAAAUCAGUUGUGCCAGCAGCCUUUGUUUCGUUUCGCUCCCGAUGGGGUGCAGCAGUCUGUGCUCAGACCCAACAAACCAGCAAUCCAACAGUCUGGUUGACAGAAUGGGCUCCGGAACCUCGUGAUGUUUAUUGGAAUAAUCUGUCCAUCCCAUUCGUGUCCCUUACAGUUAGGAGGUUGAUAAUUGCUGUGGCAUUCUUCUUCCUUAACUUCUUUUACGUCAUCCCAAUAACACUCGUACAGUCUCUUGCAAACCUUGAAGGAAUAGAGAAGGCACUUCCAUUUCUAAAACCCUUGAUUGAAUUCAUACCAAGGAUCAUUGGUGAUUCCAUCCCAAUGAAGGCGACUUUUUUCAUAACAUAUGUAAUGGUUGAUGGUUGGACUGGAAUAGCUGGUGAAAUAUUGAGACUGAAGCCGCUGAUAUUCUUCCAUCUGAAGAACUUGUUCUUGGUCAAAACUGAAAAGGACAGAGAAGAGGCAAUGGAUCCUGGCAGUAUCUGCUUUGACUCAACCGAACCUAGAAUACAGCUAUACUUCUUGCUUGGCCUUGUUUAUGCUGCGGUGACACCGUUCUUGCUUCCUUUCAUAUUGGUGUUCUUUGGGUUCGCAUAUGUCAUCUUCCGCCACCAGAUAAUAAAUGUCUACAAUCAGCAAUAUGAGAGCGCCGCGCAGUUCUGGCCUAUUGUUCAUGGGCGUAUAAUCACGGCGUUGAUUGUAUCACAACUGCUGCUCCUGGGACUGAUGAGCACAAACGACUUCGAGCAGUCGACGCCUGUGCUCCUUGUUCUUCCAGUGCUGACCAUUUGGUUUUACAAGUACUGCAAGAACCGGUUUGAGCCAGCGUUUGUGAGGAACCCACUGCAGGUAUUUCACCGUGGCAUAUACUACAUUGAUGGUGGAGGCGAUGAAGACACCCUGGAACGCGCCCGGGAGCCCAACUUCGACCUGAAGGCGUACCUGGCCAACUCGUACCUGCACCCGGUGUUCAAGGGGGACGAAGACGACGACAGGUACUCGGUGGUGGACGACGACGGGUGGAUGGGGGAGGAGGUGAUCGUGCCGACGAAGCGGCAUUCGAGGAGGACAACGCCCGCGCAGAGCAAGCACGAAGGAUCGGACUCGCUCUCUGUGCCCGAGAGUGCUCUACAGAGAUAG
Messenger RNA from Miscanthus lutarioriparius, 2001 nucleotides. NCBI's taxonomy places the organism in Eukaryota, Viridiplantae, Streptophyta, Magnoliopsida, Poales, Poaceae. The record is from the annotation of a GenBank genome assembly.